Naumovozyma dairenensis CBS 421 is the source of this 786-nucleotide messenger RNA. RefSeq names its product rRNA-processing protein NSA2 (gene NSA2). NCBI's taxonomy places the organism in Eukaryota, Fungi, Ascomycota, Saccharomycetes, Saccharomycetales, Saccharomycetaceae. The transcript has a single exon. Gene Ontology annotation, biological process: maturation of LSU-rRNA; maturation of 5.8S rRNA. Gene Ontology annotation, cellular component: preribosome, large subunit precursor; nucleolus. The record is from RefSeq and is a predicted model, not a curated record. The coding region runs from base 1 to 786 and encodes 261 amino acids.
AUGCCUCAAAACGAAUAUAUUGAACAACAUAUCAAACAACACGGUCGUAGAUUAGAUCACGAUGAACGUAAACGUAAGAGAGAAGCCAGAGAAGUCCAUAAGGUCUCCACUAAGGCUCAAACAUUGACUGGUUGGAAGGGUAAACAAUUUGCUAAGAAACGUUAUGCUGAAAAAGUGGCCAUGAGGAAGAAAAUCAAAGCUCAUGAACAGUCUAAAAUUAAGACUGGAUCUAAACCAUUGGAUGAAAAUGGUGAAGCUUUACCUACUUAUUUAUUGGAUAGAGAACAAACUAAUACUGCUAAGGCUAUCUCUUCUUCUAUUAAACAGAAAAGAUUGGAAAAGGCUGAUAAGUUUUCUGUGCCCUUACCAAAAGUUAGAGGUAUUAGUGAAGAAGAAAUGUUUAAAGUUGUCAAGACAGGUAAAUCUAAAACUAAAUCAUGGAAGAGAAUGAUUACGAAACAUACGUUUGUUGGGGAAGGUUUUACAAGAAGACCUGUGAAGAUGGAGAGAAUUAUUAGACCAAGUGCAUUGAGACAAAAAAAGGCAAAUGUUACCCAUCCUGAAUUGGGUGUCACAGUUUUCUUACCAAUAUUAAGUGUCAAGAAAAAUCCUCAAUCUCCAAUGUAUACCCAAUUAGGUGUUUUAACUAAGGGUACCAUUAUAGAAGUUAACGUUUCGGAAUUAGGGAUGGUUACUGCAGGUGGUAAAGUUGUCUGGGGUAAAUAUGCACAAAUUACCAACGAACCUGAUAGAGAUGGUUGUGUCAACGCUGUCCUUCUUGUGUAA